CUAGCCUCCAUGCUCAACGGCAAGCAGAUCGUGUUGAUCAUCAGCGGCGGAAUUGCCGCCUACAAGUCGCUUGAUCUCAUCCGGCGGCUCAAGGAACGUGGUGCGCGUGUUAUCCCGGUCAUGACCGCAGGCGCUCAGGAGUUCAUCACUCCGCUUGCCGUGGGUGCGCUUUCAGCCGAGAAAGUCUUCACAAGCCUGUUCGACCGGGAGGCCGAACACGAUGUCGGCCACAUCCGACUGGCCCGGGACCAUGACCUCGUCCUGAUUGCGCCGGCAACGGCAAACCUGAUGGCAAAGACGGCCCACGGUAUCGCCGACGAUCUUGCCACAGCCGUGCUGCUGGCAACGGACAAACCUGUCCUUGUCGCACCAGCGAUGAAUCCAAAGAUGUGGCACAACGCUGCGACGACACGCAACAUCACCAUCCUGCAAGAACGCGGCAUCAGGUUCGUUGGACCUGCGAGAGGCGAGAUGGCAGAAAAGGGUGAAGCCGGUGUCGGCCGGAUGAGCGACCCCCUGGAGAUCGUUGCCGCUGCCUCGGCGGUUUUGCGCGAUGAGGAAAUCAGGCAGAACCGUCUUCCGCUGGCCGGCAAGCAUGUCCUGAUCACUUCCGGCCCGACCCACGAGCCCAUCGAUCCCGUGCGCUAUAUCGCGAACCGUUCAUCGGGCAAACAGGGCCACGCUCUGGCGGUGGCCGCCUAUGAAGCAGGUGCGCGCGUGACGCUGGUGUCCGGUCCGGUUGACCUGGCAGAUCCCGACAAUAUCGACACAAUUCGUGUUGAGUCGGCGGCAGACAUGCUUUCCGCCGUCAAAUCAUGCCUUCCUGCCGACAUAGCGAUCAUGGCAGCCGCAGUGGCCGAUUGGCGAGUCGCGUCCGAAGGUGCACAGAAGAUCAAGAAAGACGGUAGCGGCAAGCCACCGGCGCUCGGGCUCGUCGAAAAUCCCGAUAUUCUGGCAACGGUCGGACAUCACGAAAGUCUGCGCCCGAAACUGCUGAUCGGCUUUGCCGCUGAAACACAGAACCUGAUUGACAAUGCCCGCUCGAAGCUGGAGCGGAAAAACGCCGACUGGAUCAUCGCCAACGAUGUCAGCCCGGAAACGGGAAUCAUGGGUGGCGAUGCCAAUACGGUGCGCCUUGUCAGCCGGGAUGGCGUGGAAGACUGGCCCGAGAUGACCAAGGCCGAGGUCGCCCGACAGAUUGUCGCCCGGGCGGCGGCUGCGCUGGAUGAAUGA
Molecule: messenger RNA, 1233 nt
Organism: Effrenium voratum
Lineage: Eukaryota; Dinophyceae; Suessiales; Symbiodiniaceae
Source: the annotation of a GenBank genome assembly